AGUUUGUGUUCUUGAGAUAAUACACAUUUGCUUAAAGGGUCUGUAUAAAGAGAGGGGCUGAGUAGAAGCAACUGAGUUGAAUUGGGUAUCACAGCUUUCAUUGAGACUUAUUGGUUUCCAUUCAAUGGAUCAUAGAAGAGAUUGUAAGAAAUUUUGUAUUCUGCUUCUCUAUUUCUUUAUUGCAGCUACCCUCUUCACUCACUGUGAUGGAAGGAGAUCAAAGCAAUUGUUCAAGUUUAAAGGUGGUCCCACACUUCAAAGAAGUUCAAAUAUCAAAUCCAUAAAGAAGUUAAGAUUAUCAAACCACUUAAAUGUAGAUCCAUCUUUAGAUUCCACCAAUACCCAACCAUAUGGUGAAAGUUCACCUUUCACUUUGGCACCUUUUGAGUCCUUAGGCCCAAUUCCAUUGCCUGAAGCUAACCCUCCUAAUUGUGUAUAUCCCCCUCCUACAAGCAGUACUCCAACCCCUGAGGUCUAUGCACAACCACCUCCACCAACCACUUCAGGCUUCACACCCAUUUUUCCCAACCCAAGCCCACCUUCAGGCCCAACUAUUACUGUACCUAACCCACCCGAAUGUUACCCGACUCCAAUUCCACCGGAAUCUGGGCUUAGCCCGCCAGAAAUAGUGGUACCGAGUCCACCAGAAUCCGUGCCUAGCCCAUCCGAAUAUUACCCGACUCCAAUUCCACCAGAAUCUGGAUUUAGCCCGCCAGAAAUAGUGGUACCGAGUCCACCAGAAUAUGAGCCCAGUCCCCCAGGUUUUGUUCCUAGCCCACCCAAGUACGUACCAAGUCCCGGAGAAUUUGUUCCGAGUCCGACAAUAGUGUUUCUACCACCAGUCGUGUACCCUCUACCAAAUGUGCCACCCCCUCCUUAUACAGCCCCGGUGAAACGUGUGUGGUGCGUUGCUAAGCCAACGGUUCCUGAUCCGAUUAUUCAAGAAGCCAUGGAUUAUGCUUGUGGGACUGGAGCUGAUUGUGGUUCAAUUCAGACUGAUGGACCCUGUUUCCAACCUGAUACAUUGUAUGCGCAUGCUUCCUACGCUUUCAACAGUUACUGGCAAAGUUCGAAAGUCGCCGGAGGCACUUGCGACUUCGGAGGAACAGCCAUUCUGGUCACUAUGGAUCCAAGUUAUGAUGGGUGCCAUUUCAUUUACUACUGACUAUGCAUCUCUCUGGAAGCAGUUAAGUAAAUUACAGCUUAUUUUGAAGAUUAAAUAAGGCCAUGAAAAGGAAUUAAUUAUCAGUAUUU
Telopea speciosissima is the source of this 1254-nucleotide messenger RNA. Its product is annotated as leucine-rich repeat extensin-like protein 2. Lineage: Eukaryota; Viridiplantae; Streptophyta; Magnoliopsida; Proteales; Proteaceae. The transcript is spliced from 3 exons. The record is from RefSeq and is a predicted model, not a curated record. Bases 125 to 1165 code for a protein of 346 amino acids.